GGUGACGGGGUGUGGGAGAGGGUCCCAGACGGAGGGCCCGGCGGGGGAAACGCGUGGAGAGCGGCUGAGCCGGGAGGAAUCGGGAAACUCGGGCUCUGUGUUUAUGGCUCUGUUUUGUCUACAGGCAACCGAGAAUAUGAGGCGAAGUUGUGCCUGAGGAGUUUUACCUUCAUUCUCAGGGCGUUGGGAGCCACGGAGGGUUGUGAACAAAAGAGGGCCACUGCCUGAGAAGGGGUUCUCAUGGUUUUCCAGAAGCUGCUCAGGGGAAGCGCGGACCGGAGAAGAGAUGCUAAUAGCUAGGCACAGGAAGGUUGAGUUCUGUAGAGAAUUGCGUAACUAGAAGAGUGCACCGAGGACUGAGGCCAGAGGGAAUGCAGGCGUCUCGAGGUCACCCGGGUCCUGGGCUGGGCAGCGGUACUUAGCGGCCUGAGCCCAUGGGAUCCUGGCCAUGUUUACCAGAGUCUCAGAUGACCUCCCUCUUUCCCCAGAUUCCCCAGAACUGCAGAACGGCUUAGGGAUACUGGUGUGUGGCCUUUAUUUCAGGGCCUCACUAGUCCUCACCCAUGCUACCCUAUGAUCUCUGGGAUGACGGUGUCCUGAGACUGUUCUGUCACUCUUCCAUCCUUUGGGUCUGGGGCACCUUGAACAGGCACCAAGCCCAGGGUCUUAAGUCCAAGCCUAGGGUUCUUUGGAUUGGUUCCUAUUUUUGGCAGCCAGUGGAAAGAGGUGUGGAAGGUCUUAGACAUAGGUACUAGAAGGUGCAAAGACCUGGAGGAGUGGCUGAACUGGUUCAGGGAGCUGCAGGUGUCCUUUCUUUCUCAUGGGAACUGGGACCAGAAGGGCAGGAGUCAGAUCUGGAACAGUGUUAUGAGAGGUUGAGUGUCUCUUCUGGAGGUGAUGGGAGCAAUGGGAGAUAUGGAGCAGUGAAGACAGGUGAUCUGACCCUGGUUUCAUCAGGCGCCUUGGACUGCAACAUGAGGAACAGUAUGGGUUUGAAGUGGGUGGAAGAUCAGUGGGUAGCAAGAUCAGAGAGGACGCUACCUCAAUAAUCUGGGGAAUGAACUUUGAGGACGUGGCCAUUCACUUCUCCCGGGAAGAGUGGAGGCUCCUUGAUGAGGCUCAGAGACUCCUGUUCUGCGAUGUGAUGCUGGAGAACUUUGCUCUUGUAGCAUUCCUGGGCUGUUGGCAUGGAACAGAAGAUGAGGAGGCCCCUUCUGAGUGGAGUGUACCUGUAGAAGGAGAGUCACUGGUCAGGGUUUCUAAGGCAGGCCCAUCUGCCCAGAAGAACCACUCCUGUGAGAUCUGUAUCCUAGUCUUGAAAGAUAUUUUGCGCCAAGCUGAGCACCAAACAGUAUACUCUUUGCGGAAACCAUACUUGGAUCACACAUGUUUGAGAUGUUUGUGGUUCCAUGCAAAACUUCACCAGCAACAGAGGCAGUGCAGUGGAGAAAAGCCCUGGAAAAGAGAUGUGCAUAGGGCCUCAUUUGUGACGAGCUGCAGCUUCUGUAUGUCAGGGGAGCCUUUCACUUGUAGGGAGGUUGGAGUGGACUUCCUGGCCACAUCUGGCCUUCUCCCACACCAAGCCACUCCCAACAGUGAGGAGCCACACAGUGGCAGUGAGAGUGGGCAGGCCUUUCCCCGUGGAAAAAGUCAUUACAAGUGGGGUGAACGUGAAGACUCUCAGAGCCAGAACCACACACUUGUUCAACAUCGGAGUGUCUGCUUUGGAGAAGAGCUUUAUGAGUGUGGCAACUGUGGGAAAGCCUUCAGCUGCAACUACAGAUUUGUUCAGCACCAGGAAGUUCACACUGGACAAAGUCCAUGUGACUAUGGUGCAUGUGGAAAAUUCUUGAGCAAAACCUCUGACUGUAUUAAACAUCGGAGAAUUUGCAUUGGGGAGAGGACUUAUAAAUGCAGUGAAUGUGGAAAAGUCUUUAUCCACAAAUCCAAACUCAUUCACCACAAGAAACAGCACAGUGAAGGAAAGCAUUAUGAAUGUGGCGAAUGUGGGAAAUCCUUUAGAUAUGAAUCUCACCUCAUUGAACACGGGAGAGUUCACACUAGAGAAACACCUUAUGAGUGCAGUCAGUGUGGCAAAUCCUUUAGGCACAAAUCCAGCCUCAUUGAACACUGGAGAGUUCACACUGGAGAAAGACCUUAUGAUUGCACUGAAUGUGGGAAAUCCUUUAUCUACAGAUCCCACCUCAUUGACCACCGGAGAAUUCACACUGGAGAAAGACCUUAUGAGUGCAGUGAAUGUGGAAAGUCCUUUAGAGACCGCUCUAGCCUUUUCCGACACCGGAGUGUGCACACUGGAAAAAGGCCUUAUGACUGCACUGAAUGUGGGAAAUCCUUUACCCGUAAAUUGUACCUCAUUCAACACCAGAGAAUGCAUACUGGUACAAGUCCUUAUGAGUGUAGUGAAUGUAGGAAAUCUUUUACCUCCAAAUUCUCCCUCAUUGAACAUGAGAGAAUUCACACUGGAGAAAGACCUUAUGAAUGCAGUGAAUGUGGGGAGUCCUUUAGACAAAACUCGAGCCUUUUCCAACACCAGAGCAUCCACAAUGGAGAAAGACCCUAUGACUGCACUGAAUGUCGGAAAUCCUUUACCCGCAAAUUGUACCUCAUUCGACACCUGAGAAUGCAUACAGGUACAAGUCCUUAUGAGUGCAGUGAAUGCGGGAAAUCUUUUAGCUCCAAAUACUCCCUCAUUGAACACCAGAGAGUUCACACUGGAGAAAGACCUUAUGAAUGCAGUGUAUGUGGGAAGUCCUUUAGUCGACGCUUCACCCUUAUUCAACACCAGAGUGUUCAUUCUGGAGAAAAGCCUUAUGAGUGUGGGGAAUGUGGGAAAUCCUUUAAACAAAGUUCUGUCCUUUUGCAACACCAGAGAAUUCACACUGGAAAAAGACCUUAUGAGUGCACUGAAUGCGGAAAAUCCUUUAUCCGCAAAUGUGAUCUCAUUCAACACCAUAGAAUUCAUACUGGUUCAAGACCUUAUAAAUGCAGUGAGUGUGGGAAAUCCUUUAGACAAUACUCUGGUCUUUUUCAACACCGGAAAGUUCACUCUGGAGAAAAGCCUUUAUGAGUGCAGUGAAUGUGGGAAAUCUUUUAGAUGACGCCUUUUUCAACACCAGAGAAUUCAUUCUGGAGAAAAGCCUUAUGAGUGUAGGGAAUGUGUGAAGUCCUUUAGACAAAGCUCUACCCUUUUCCAACACCAGAGUGUACACACUGGAGAAAGUUUAUCUGAGUGUACUGAAUGUGGGAAAUCCUUUACCCACAAAUCUGACUUCAUUCAUCACCAGAGAAUUCACACUGGCACAAGUUCUUAUGAACGCUGGAGAAAACCCUUAGGAAUGUGGGGUUUGUGGGAAAUCGGGCAGUCAAAGCUUGAACUUCAGUCGACAUCAGAGAGGUCACUGUGGUGAAAGGCCUUGUGAGUGCGGUGAAUGUGGGAAGCCCUUUACUUAAAAAUCUCACCUCAUUGAACACCAGAGUUUCCGCUGAAAGACCUAAUGAGUGUAGUGAAUAUGGCAAGUCUUUUAGCCAAAAAUCUAACUUCCUUAGACACCGGAGAGUUCAUGAUGGGGAGAGGCCUCGUGGGUGCAGUUCAUGUGGGAAAUCCUUUACCUGCAAGUAUGAUCUCUUUAGACAGUGGUGAGUUGAUAGUGACACCAGACCUUACAAGUGUGGGGAAUGUGGGAAGUCUUUUGCCAAAGUGCUAGCCUCAUUUCACACCAGAGAGGUUACACUGUUAAAGGCCUUAUGAGUGCAGUGAAUGUGGGAAACCUUUUACCCAGAAAUCCUGUCUCUUUAGUCACCAGGGAGUUCACACUUAAGAAAAGCUUUAAAUGUUCCAAGAAUGUUUUCUUUCUUCAAUCAGUGUGGUAACACUGGAGGAGACUGUGUGAGAGACGUUUAUCUGAAUGUAAAACUCUUUUAUCUGAACAUAGACUAUACAGGAUUGCUCAUAAGUUUCAGGUAUGCGGGAGGUUUUAAGGAGCUGCAAUGCACUAUCUAACCUGCCCAGGGCUAUUGCCAGAUUUACGUCACUGCGGCUUUUGUGGGUAAAGCCAUUUCAUCUCCACUACCUGGCACAUCUGCACAGUGUACAUCAGUCAUUACCCCAGUGUGCUCAAAGAAGCUGACUUUUGUGUUGUCCCAUUUCUUUGAGGAAAUUAUGAAUUGCUCGAGCCCUUCAUGGAAUCAUCUUUCCUUUCGCUCUGGCUUUAGGGAAUGGACGUGACCCAGUUUCGGUCCAGAGGACCCAUCCUCAGCUUGCUUAAGAAGGCCUGCCUUUUUGGGGGGCGUUGUUCUCACAUCAUGCUUGUGAUGUACUCCUCCAGAUUUUAAUUCUCCAACGUGGAAACUGCUUGCUGCAUAUUGGUUUAUGUUUUUUUUCCGUAAAAGUCUUUUUGUUUUUGGAUCUUUAACUUUAUGGUUCUUUUCAUAGUGUAGGGUGAGUUGAAAACAGAAUUGUGAUGUGUUGGCCUGUAAGGGUGAUGAGAUUUUGUAGGGAUCCCAAAUUUUCUGUGCUUCAGAAAGGACAGUAUGAUGGCAGAAAUAGCUCUUUGUCCAAUAUUGUUCUAAUUUGCAUUGGUGCCCAAGGCCUCGAAAGAAAGACUGGAGGGCUUUGUGGUCCUAAUUGUGGCCUAGUGCCACAAUUUUUUGGGAGGCCAGAGGUCACUCUGAAGGGGAGAUCUUUGCUAUGACAACCCCUUGUGCUUCUGUGAACAACAGGAAUUUUAUUCCUUUGUUCACAGUGUUUAUCACAUAGUUCCCAGCACAUUGAAGGGAUCUCUUUCCCAGGUCCUGCAAAGGAGCCCUAUGCUAUGAUGUACAAAAUUUCACAGCCUGAUAUCAUUUGUUGUAAGACUGUAACGGUGAGAUGAAAGUGUAAUUGCGACAGAAAUGCUAGAUUAAUAGGGAGUGGAGAAGAUUGCAGUAAAUUGGAAGGAAUGUGCCUUUUCUAAAAGUUCAUAAAUAUUCCUGUACUAUGGCUUGUGUGAUCAAUGUAUACAGAAGUUUUCAGGACCUUCCUAAUUGUAUUUCCUGUAGCUGAGUUCAUUGGCAGAGAAUAUCAUCUAAAGUUUGGUGGAUUCCCACAGCCUCUUUGGUCUGUUCACCCCUGGGCCAUUGCUCUAUAGGCAGCAAAAUAAGGAUAGAGAGAAAGGGGAUCCAGUUGUCUAAGGAUGUGUCUUUUGUGACCCAGCCAGCAUUUCUGUUUAUUCAGGUGGCAGCAGUCUUCAUUGCUUGCCGAUGUUUGCUGCAACUGAGGCAAGGCUGCCCCUCCCAGGGUGUGAGGAGGAAGAUAGCGGGGUCCAUGUAGGGUUGCCAACCUUAUGUUCUAGGAAAAGAGAGACACCUAGGCUUUCAUUUGGAACCACUUUUUAAAACUUGGUUAAGGUAUAAUUUGUAUAAUUGACAAGCAACUAAGUGCACUUAUGUGUACUUUUGCUAAACUUUGACAUACAUGUACAGCUGCAAAACCAUCGGCAUACUCCUGAAAAUGAACUUAUCUGUCACCCACAUAUUUAUCUCAUGCUUUUAUAAUCUCUCUCUCUGUUCCCCAGCCCUCCAGGUGAUCAUUGAUUUACUUUUCUUUAUAGUAGAUUAGUUCGUUCAUCUGUGAUUUAAAAUAGGCAUCAUAGAGUAUAUACUCUUUUUACUUACUGGUUUCUUUGUGCCCCAUAAUUAUUUUGAGACUCAACAGUGAUGCUUAUGUGAGUAGCAUUUUUAUUGCUGAAUAGAAUUCUGUUCUAUGGAUAAUGACUUUGUUUAUCCAUUCAUCUGUUUUGGUAAUUUGGGUUAUUUCUAGGUUUGUGUUAUUUUACAAAUAAAGCUACUAUGAAUA
Messenger RNA from Diceros bicornis minor, 5854 nucleotides. Its product is annotated as zinc finger protein 551-like. Gene Ontology annotation, molecular function: DNA-binding transcription repressor activity, RNA polymerase II-specific. NCBI's taxonomy places the organism in Eukaryota, Metazoa, Chordata, Mammalia, Perissodactyla, Rhinocerotidae. Bases 1058 to 3088 code for a protein of 676 amino acids. The transcript is spliced from 3 exons. The record is from RefSeq and is a predicted model, not a curated record. Gene Ontology annotation, biological process: regulation of immune system process; regulation of cytokine production; negative regulation of transcription by RNA polymerase II.